AUGGCUCAGCAACAGCAUUCCAGACUGCACUACUCAGCUCCAUCAGAUGAAAUGUUAUCGAGCGGACAGAGUCCUUGUCACGGGAGGCUUUGUCCUGCUGUGUGUGGGGUUAAUUUAAACAGCUGCAUACUCCAAGGUUACCCUCAACCUCCUGCUCUCUUUGAGGACGGAGACUUUGUCAUUGGAGGGGCUUUCACCAUUCAUUAUUAUGUGAGGACUGAAACGCAAACCUACACUCAGCGGCCACAACCACUGGUGUGCAGUGGCAGUGACAAGCGGCAGCAUCCUACUUUCUUCAGGACCAUCCCCAGUGAUCACCAUCAAGCGGCAGCACUGGCACGGAUGGUCAAGCACUUCGGAUGGACGUGGAUCGGAGCUGUGCGCAGUGAUUCAGACUACGGGAACAAUGGCAUGGCAUCAUUCCUGAAAGCUGCGGAGCAGGAGGGAAUCUGCGUGGAGUAUUCUGAGGCCUACUACAGGACCCAGCUGCGCAGCAAACUCAAAAGAGUCGCGGACGUCAUUCGCGAGUCAACGGCUCGUGUAAUAGUUGCGUUCAUGGCCGAAGGUGAUAUGAGAAUUCUUUUAGAGGAGUUGAGGCAGCAGCCUCUUCCCCCGAUGCAGUGGAUCGGCAGUGAGGCGUGGGUUACAGAUCCACAGAUGCUGCGGUUUAAUUUGUGUAUCGGUGCAGUGGGUUUUGCAAUCCCGCGGUCUGUUAUUGCAGGUUUUCGCAACUUUCUAUUUGACCUGUCACCAAAACAAGCGCUGAAAUUCCCCCUGCUGACAGAAUUCUGGGAAAGUUCAUUUAGCUGUAAUUUAAAACAGCAAUUAGAUUCUUCUACUGGUAUGCCAGCAUGUGAUGGCACAGAGGACCUGCGCGCUUUACCGAACCCAUACACAGACACGUCCUAUUUGGUGUACAAAGCCACUUACGCUCUAGCGCAUGUCCUCCAUGACAUCGUCUGUAAUGAAAUGCGAUGUGAGAAAGACAUCAAAGUUGAGCCACAGCAGGUUUUUGAUCAACUCAAGCGAUUGAACUUCACUAAAAAUAAUUAUUCUGUUUCAUUUGAUACCAACGGAGACCCUGUGGCUACCUAUGAAUUUGUGAAUUGGCAGCUUCAGGGAGACGGUUCAGUUGAUUUUGUGACAGUUGGUCAGUAUGAUGCAUCCAAGCCUAAAGGCCAAGAAUUCAGUUUGAGCAGAGCUAUCAUUUGGUAUGAUGGCAGUGAAAAGGUGCCUGUGUCUGUGUGCAGUGAGAGCUGUCAUCCAGGCACUAGGAAGGCUGCACAGAAAGGAAGACCUGUCUGCUGUUAUGACUGCAUUAGUUGUGGAGAAGGAGAAAUCAGUAAUGAGACAGGUGCAGGAGGACCCGAAGGAGAGAGCUCGAUUCGGUGUUGCUGUCCGUGCGAUGCUGCUCUCUGCGUCGAACAUGGAGCGCGAGUAGGCCUACUCGGUUGAGUUUUUCCAUGUCUUGUGUUUGAAUGCUUUAAACUCUUUUGAAUGUUUAAAUUGGCAAGGCUUAAAAACACGUGCAAAUAAUAAUCUUUCGUGGCGAUGUGCAGCAGUGGCCUGUCAACUGUCCUGAGCAUCUUUUUAGACUUGCCUCAGCCAGUCGGCUGAGAUCGCCGGGGGGACCCCCCUCAGCUUUGGGCCCCUAUAAUCACCACUACCUUUCACCCAACUACUACGGCCCUGGGCAUGACAUUUCAUUCCAUUGUAUGCCCACACAUGUAGUGGAAUGACA
Messenger RNA from Carassius carassius (crucian carp), 1741 nucleotides. Its product is annotated as extracellular calcium-sensing receptor-like. Lineage: Eukaryota; Metazoa; Chordata; Actinopteri; Cypriniformes; Cyprinidae. Bases 1 to 1455 code for a protein of 484 amino acids. Gene Ontology annotation, biological process: G protein-coupled receptor signaling pathway. Gene Ontology annotation, molecular function: G protein-coupled receptor activity. The record is from RefSeq and is a predicted model, not a curated record. Gene Ontology annotation, cellular component: membrane. The transcript is spliced from 6 exons.